Geosmithia morbida is the source of this 435-nucleotide messenger RNA. RefSeq lists its product as uncharacterized. The transcript has 2 exons. The coding region runs from base 1 to 435 and encodes 144 amino acids. The record is from RefSeq and is a predicted model, not a curated record. NCBI's taxonomy places the organism in Eukaryota, Fungi, Ascomycota, Sordariomycetes, Hypocreales, Bionectriaceae.
AUGUCGCACCGCAGUGCGCCAAACUCGCCCAGGCUGCCAGGGCCUUCCUCUUCUUCAUCUCCAUCCACUUCGCCCGUCGAUGGCGGCCUCUACUCAUCAUACCCCAGACCGCCGUCCCCUGGUCGCUCCCGUUACGCCUACGCCCCCGGUUCCACGAACCCCGGUUACAAACCUCAACACCCUCCGCGCCUCAACUUGAGUGGUACUCGAAGCUUCGUCACCUCCCCGAGCAGCCUAGGACCGAGACGUAACGAUCCGCCGACCUCCGCCACCCCCGACCACACUACCUUUUACAGCGAUUCUUCCGGUCCCCCCAGCCCGGAAGUCCAGAGCCCAAAGUCCGUCGUCCCUGUGCCUCUCUAUAAUAACCCCACCAUUACCGCUGUCGCCAACGCCGCCAUCACUACUACCGCACGUGGCUGGUCCACCGUUUAG